Messenger RNA from Catharus ustulatus (Swainson's thrush), 2177 nucleotides. RefSeq names its product iroquois homeobox 3 (gene IRX3). The record is from RefSeq and is a predicted model, not a curated record. Gene Ontology annotation, cellular component: nucleus. NCBI's taxonomy places the organism in Eukaryota, Metazoa, Chordata, Aves, Passeriformes, Turdidae. Gene Ontology annotation, molecular function: DNA-binding transcription factor activity, RNA polymerase II-specific; RNA polymerase II cis-regulatory region sequence-specific DNA binding. The transcript is spliced from 4 exons. Bases 426 to 1871 code for a protein of 481 amino acids. Gene Ontology annotation, biological process: neuron differentiation; regulation of transcription by RNA polymerase II; cell development.
CUGGGCAUGAGAGAGAGAGGGAGGCAGAGGGAGAGAGAGACUUAAAAGAAAUAGGAGGGGCUUAUGAGAGACUAGAAAUGUCAAUCAGAGCCCAGAGUCCCAAUAAUCUCAGGCAAUCUGUUAGGACCUGACCUGGGUCCACUCAGAUCAAUAGGAAAAGUGAGAGAAGAAAGAAGCGAUCGGAUCGUUUACCGCGGCGGCCGAGGACAGGCGGGAGCCCGCGGCCUCCGCGCACCCCCGGCUCCCCCCCAUGUCUGCCGGAGUUUGCGGGAGGCGCUGAAAGUGCGGGCGGCCGGCGAGGGCGAGCGACCCGGCUCCCUCCUCCGCUCUCGGCCCUGCUACUUUCUCCCCUUUCUCUCCCUUCUUCCUCUCGUCUCCCCCCCCUCCUCUUCCUCCUCCCCCCUCCCCUACCCCGCUCCCCCACCAUGUCUUUCCCCCAGCUGGGCUACCAGUACAUCAGGCCGCUUUACCCGGCGGAGCGCCCGGGGAGCGGCGGCUCCCGCGCCGGCGCCGAGCUGGCCCCGUCCGGGACCCUCUCCAACGUGCUCUCCUCCAUGUACGGCGCGCCCUACGCCGCCGCCGCCGCCGCCCAGGGCUACGGAGCCUUCCUGCCCUACGCCGCAGAGCUGCCCAUCUUCCCCCAGCUGGGCGCCCAGUACGAGCUGAAGGAGAGCCCGGGGGUGCAGCACGCCGCCUUCCCCCCCCACCACCCUGCCUUCUACCCCUACGGGCAGUACCAGUUCGGGGACCCGUCGCGGCCCAAGAACGCCACACGGGAAAGCACCAGCACGCUCAAGGCCUGGCUCAACGAGCACCGGAAAAAUCCCUACCCCACCAAGGGCGAGAAGAUCAUGCUGGCCAUCAUCACCAAAAUGACCCUCACCCAGGUCUCCACCUGGUUCGCCAACGCGCGGCGGCGGCUCAAGAAGGAGAACAAAAUGACCUGGGCCCCCCGCAGCAGGACGGACGAGGAGGGCAACUCCUACGGGAGCGAUCACGAGGGGGAAGAGGACAAGAGGGAGGACGAGGAGGAGAUCGACCUCGAGAACAUCGACACCGAGAACAUAGAAAGCAACAAAGACGAGCUCGAGGACGAUCUACAGGAUGCCGACCUCCUGCACUCUGACUCCAAGACGGACUCGGAGGGAUCCGAAGGCUUUGAGGACCUGCCCGGCUCCGAGGAGCACUACGACAAGGCCUCCGAGGGGGAGCCGCACCACCUCCGCCACCACCACCUGCACCACCACCACCAUCACCACCACCACAAGUGCGAGCUGCCCGCCACGGCCGCACCCGUCGGCCCGGAGCCCCUCAAGCCGCCGCUCCCGCCGCCGCCCCACCUCUCGCCCCCCUCCUCUGCCUCUUCCUCCGCCGCGUCCUCCCCGACGGACGGCGCUUUGGCCGGCGCCUUGCCGAAACCUAAGAUCUGGUCGCUGGCCGAGACGGCCACCAGCCCGGACAACCCCCGCAAGUCUCCUGGCGGCGGCUCUCCGCCGGCGGCCGCCCCCCAGCCGCUGCCGCUGCCCACCCCGCCGCCCCACAGACUCGUCUCCUCCUGCCCCCUGGGCAAGUUCCCCAACUGGACCAACCGCGCAUUCCCGGCCCACCACCACCACCACCCCCCGCACCCGCUGGCCUUACUGAACACUCCCCACCUGCUGGGGCUGGGGGCCGCCUCCGCCGCCCCCCCCGCCGCCGCCUUCCCGCGGCCCGCGGACCAGGCGCAGAGCGCGGAGCCCGUCGGAGCAGAUCGAUCUAGUGCCUUGGAAGUAGAGAAAAAGUUACUAAAGACAGCUUUCCAGCCAGUGCAGAGGCGGCCCCAGAACCAACUUGACGCCGCUAUGGUUCUUUCGGCGCUCUCAUCAUCAUAGUUAAUUUUUUAUUGUUGUUGUAAUGAUUGUAAAAAAUCUCUGUAUAGUUACAACUUGUAAGCAUGUCCGUAUAUUAAAACUCAAAAGGAAAAAAAAUACCCGCUUCUGUACUAUCACCUGGGUUAGCUGAGCUGUGAGAUUUUUUCGGAAGUCCAGUGAGAAUUAGGUGUUCCCCUUUUUUUUUUGGUUGUUGUUGUUGUUUUUUGUUUUUGUACAUACCGUAAAAAUGUACAUAUGUGUGAACCAAAUUGUACAAGAAAGUAUAUAUUUUUGGCUAAUAAAUAAACUGUUGCCACUUUGACUACA